This is a messenger RNA of Rhodamnia argentea, 1246 nucleotides long. Its product is annotated as peroxidase 27-like. Gene Ontology annotation, cellular component: plant-type cell wall; plasmodesma. The transcript is spliced from 4 exons. Gene Ontology annotation, biological process: hydrogen peroxide catabolic process; response to oxidative stress. NCBI's taxonomy places the organism in Eukaryota, Viridiplantae, Streptophyta, Magnoliopsida, Myrtales, Myrtaceae. Gene Ontology annotation, molecular function: peroxidase activity; heme binding. Bases 66 to 1046 code for a protein of 326 amino acids. The record is from RefSeq and is a predicted model, not a curated record.
GAUAAGAGUCAACACUUCUGCACAUCAAUCUUCAGCUAAUCAGCAAUACUGCAAAGCAAUCCCAAAUGGCUGUUCAGAAGCUUCUCUCCCUCCUGGUUUUCCAACUCGUGCUCGUCGCUUUCGUCCUCGACAUCACCAAUGCUCAAGGCCUCAAAGUAGGGUUCUACAGCAACACGUGCCCUAACGCUGAGAAGAUCGUUAAGAAGACGGUGACGAGCUUCAUUUCUCGAUCCCCCUCUCUCGCCGGUCCUCUCUUGAGGAUGUUUUUCCAUGACUGCUUCGUCAGGGGAUGCGAUGGUUCUGUCCUACUGAAUUCAACAUCUUCUAACCAAGCAGAGAAAGAUGCAUUUCCAAACCUGUCACUGAGAGGAUACCCAGUCAUUGACGCAGUCAAAGCUGCCCUUGAACAACAAUGUCGUGGUGUUGUCUCUUGUGCUGAUAUUAUUGCCCUAGUUGCUCGUGAUGCAGUUUCCCUGACGAAUGGACCAUUUUGGCAAGUUCCCACAGGAAGGAGGGAUGGUAGGGUGUCGAAGAUCACUGAUGCAUUAAAUAAUUUGCCGCCUCCUAGUUCCAGCAUUUCUACGCUUAAAUCCACCUUUGCCGCGAAGGGUCUUACCGUCAAAGACCUUGUUGUUCUCUCAGGGGCACACACCAUCGGGGUGUCUCACUGUACCUCCUUCGCGAACCGUCUGUACAACUUCACCGGCAAGAACGACUCUGACCCGUCCAUGGACCCCAACUACGUUGCUCAGCUCAAGACCAAGUGCAAGCCGAAUGACGCCACCACAAUUGUCGAGAUGGACCCGGGGAGCUCCGAGAAGUUCGAUGUGGACUACUACACCCUCGUCUCCAAGAGGAGAGGCCUCUUCCAGUCAGAUGCCGCGCUGCUCAGUGACAGCACCACCAAAGCCUACGUGCAGCUCCAGCUGACGAGCAAAUCGACAUUUGCCAAGGACUUUGGCGCGUCCAUGGUGAACAUGGGUAAGAUCAGCGUUCUCACCGGCAAAUCCGGCGAGAUUAGGAAGAAAUGCUAUUUGGUUAAUUAAUUAGUUGGUUCAUGUUCUCUCAUCUUGAAUUUGCAAAGGGUAGUCUUUUGUUUUUCCUGUUUUGAUUGAUUCGGAAGGUGGAAUGUCGGUUAAGGAAAGGUAGGGUUCAAAGAUGCUGUUAUUUUUCUAUUCGUUGGGAUGAAUAAAUUGACAAUAAUUGUGGAGUUGGAAGGACAUAAUCAUGUGACUAUCAACAUAUU